AUGAACACCCUAUUUAAUCCAAAGAUCGCAAGCGCCAUUUUUGAUGUUUGUAACGAAGACGAAGACGACGAUGUCGAGUCAAGUUCACGUGUACCUCGAACCAGGAGGGUUUUAUCACGAGAUCAUGCCGGAGCCGCGGUGCGUUUAUGGAAUGAUUACUUUUCUGAUGCACCCACUUUCCCGGCCGAUUAUUUUCGAAGAAGAUUUCGAAUGCGCAAGCAUAUGUUUCUUCGUAUAUGCCAAGAUAUACACAACUUUAGCGCCAUCGAACCCCUACCCAAACAUUUUCUGUUUUUCCAAAAAAGUGAAACCGAUUGUACUGGUAGGGCUGGUUUCAACAUUUUUCAGAAAUGUACUUUCGCCAUACGUCAAUUGGCGUAUGCUUCUAAUGCCGACCAAUUAGAUGAGUACUUACACAUGGGUCGUGCGACUUCAACUGAAUGCUUGCAUAACUUUUGCAAGCGUGUUUAUUAUUUAUAUAACACUGAGUACUUAAGAAGACCGACAGCUCAAGAUGUUCAACAUUUGGUAAGUAAGCAUGAACAGAUUCAUGGUUUUCCUGGUAUGCUUGGUAACAUUGAUUGUUCGAACAACGACAUCAACGUCCCUAAUGAAUCAGAUUUGUUUGAUGAUUUACUCCAAGAUAGGGCCCCCGAAUUACAAUAUACUAUUAAUGGCGAAGAGUUUACGAAGGGAUAUUAUCUAGUUGACGGUAUAUAUCUCGAAUGGGCCACACUAGUCAAGUCUUUUAAAUGCCCGAUGGACCCAAAGACUACAAAGUUCAAGCGCUACCAAGAAGCUGCAAGAAAGGAUGUCGAACGAGCUUUCGGGGUGCUUCAAGGUCGUUGGGCAAUCCUUAAACAAGAUGCCCGCCCGCAUUCGGUGAACAAGAUAAAACGUAUGAUGUAUGCCUGUGUCAUUCUACACAACAUGAUUGUUCAAGACAACGGUAAUGCAAUUCCCGACCUUGAGGAGGAUUAUUUGUCUGAUCCAACUAAUAUGCCAAGACGUAUGUGGGAUGAAAGGGUUGCGACGCAAAUGCGAGUCGUCGGAGAGAUACGUGAUAGAAGGACGCAUGUUUGGCACCUUCUAGAAAAUUACCGUCAACGUUGA
This is a messenger RNA of Erigeron canadensis, 1113 nucleotides long. RefSeq lists its product as uncharacterized. The coding region runs from base 1 to 1113 and encodes 370 amino acids. The transcript is spliced from 2 exons. Lineage: Eukaryota; Viridiplantae; Streptophyta; Magnoliopsida; Asterales; Asteraceae. The record is from RefSeq and is a predicted model, not a curated record.